Molecule: messenger RNA, 2127 nt
Organism: Scheffersomyces coipomensis
Lineage: Eukaryota; Fungi; Ascomycota; Pichiomycetes; Serinales; Debaryomycetaceae
Product: TFIIH/NER complex subunit
Exons: 1
Coding region: 1-2127 (708 amino acids)
Biological process (GO): transcription by RNA polymerase I; nucleotide-excision repair; transcription by RNA polymerase II
Cellular component (GO): transcription factor TFIIH core complex; transcription factor TFIIH holo complex
Source: RefSeq, a predicted model, not a curated record
AUGGAUAUUGUAUCAGGAGCAUGUUCGGUGGAUAAAGUGGCGGGGAUGAUACAUAUUCGAGAGGAUUUGACGCCUCUGAUGCUUGAAUGGAAAGCUAUAGAUCAAGAUAAGAUGAUUGGGUUCCCAUUAAAUACGAUAACCAAUUUACAAGCUACUAAAGAAGAUUCACCUAAAAUGAUCUUAAAAUUGUUUUAUAAACCAAAUAUAGAAGAAGUUGGUGAUGGUGAAGAAGUUAAGAAUGUUAGAUUCACGUUCAAUAAUCGUCCAACCAUGAAUAAUAUUAAAGAUUCCUUACAAACUAUUGUAGCGAGACUGAGAACUGUAAUUAAAGAUCAAGGAGGCGAGUCUAAUGCUAGUACUCCUAAUAUGACACCUACUCCAGGUCCAGGUCAAGGUCAAGGUCCAAACUCAUCAGGAUCAUCAACUACUGCUUCCAUCUCCACUGGUUCAAGUAUAUCAUCCACGUCAUCUCAGAUUGAAUUAUCUGAUUCAGCAUUAUUAAAGAAUUUACAAUUACAACAGAAAUUAUUAUUAGAAGAUAAACAAUUAAGAAACAUCUUCACUCAAUCAGUCAUGCAUUUUAAAUUAUCUCCUACUAUAUUCUGGUCUACUAGAUUAAAUCAAUUACGUACCUUUGCCCUUACUAUAAGUCAACAUAAAGGUCCUUAUAAUGUCUUAUCUACGAUUAAACCAGUGGCGACAUCUGAUAAUCAAGUGAUUGUGAAUGUUUCUAGAGAAGUUAUUAAUGAAAUCUUUGAUACUUAUCCUAUUAUAAGAAAAGCUUAUCAAGAUUUAGUGCCUGCCAAAUUCCAAGAAGGUGAAUUUUGGUCAAGAUUCUUUAAUUCAAAGUUGUUUAGAAGAUUAAGAGGGGAUAAGAUUAAUAAUAUUACUAGUAGAGGCGAUGUGGUCUUGGAUAAGUAUUUAUAUAUUGAUCUGAAAUUCAUUGAACGUGAAGAACAAGAGAAAGAGAAAGAGAAAGAACAAGAAGAACAAGAUAAAGAAAAACUUGAUAAGGAAACUGAUGCAUCACCUCAAAAGAAGAAAUCAGUCAUACGAUUACCUACUCCUGAAGCUCCAGAAGAUACGAUUCAUAUUAAUAAAUUUCUUGAUUUAUUAGGGAAUGAAGAAGAUAAUUCCCAAAAAUUGGGUAAUAAGCCUGAUUUAACCAUGAGAUUUGAAGAUAAUUUUGAUAGUGAUACUCAUAAGAGAUUAACUGGAAAUAAAGAGAAUGAAAUGAUUAUUUUAAUGAAGAAUAUGAAUAAGUUAAGUUCUAAAAUGAUGAAUAUGACGAAUGAUAGUAAGAAAGAUGAUACUCCUGUUGAUCCUAUUCAAAAUGAAUUAAAUGAAUAUGAAGAAGAAUUUAAUUUACAUGAUUUACAAGAAUCUGAACCAGUUAGUUAUAUUACAAUUCAAAUCGAUACUAAUAAGGAUAUGAAAGAACAAGCUCUUCAUGAUAAUCAUCAUGAAUUAUCACAACUUUCUCAACAACAAUUAAGUGAAUUUUUAUUAGCCGAUGAUAAUUGUAUUAAUAAUGAAGUUGAUUUAUCUCUGACUUAUAAAGAUAAGAAUGAUGAGAUUCAGAAAUCUAAUGUGGAGAUUAAUAAUUUAAUUCGUCAAAAUUUCAGGACGUUUAAAUUGAUUUCAAAAGAUGAAUCACAACAAUCUCAAGAAAACAAUUUAACAAAUUUAAUCCCAAAUUCAGUAAAUCAAGAAAUCAUUAAAUAUAACAUCACUAUCGUUGAAUUCUUAUCCCAUUUUUGGAAAUUAUUCCUUUCACCAGGUAAUUCAAAAGAGUUGAAAAGGAUAUUCACCAGUUUAAAGAAUUGUCAAAAUAAUUUACAAUCCUUAAAGGAAAGAUUCAUAAAACAAUUUAAUGAAAUGGAAAUCGUCCAGAAUAAUGAAAAAUUACGAGAUAAGAUCAUUAAAGAUUUCCAAAAUUCAAUCGAUCCAAUGGAAAUAAGUUUAAAUCAUGCUUGUAAUGAAUAUAUGAAUGCGAUUCGAUCCGCCACCUCUGCUGGCAAUUCUAAUGGGUUUGUUAAUGGUAAUGGUCGUGAUUUAACAGGUACUCCUGAUGAAGGUGGUGAAGUUCAUAUAAACGGGAAUGGGAAAAGACUCCUACAAUCUUGA